UAGACCUAUUCUUUCCCCGUACUGAGUAUUUGUUCGUAACUUUCUCCGCUUCUACGCCCUCCCAUCCAGCGUCAGGUCUAGCCAGUCACCAAUCCAAAGGUAACCAUCCUCCACAUCCCGCCUUCACGCAACCGCUACCUUAGCUAACCACACUAGGUAGGGAGCUAGGCACAGCCUUAUUCGAUGCUCUUCACCCGAGUACCUACCUACCUAGGAGUCCUACCAACCUCACGUAGGUAGGCAGGAACAUCACACGGCUUGUCGGCAAGCUUGAGCCGUUACUACUCGUCUGCCCACCAACGCUCUCCUGCUUUACCUACUCCUCUCAACAAUCCAACCCCUCCUCCAUUUUGCGACCAGCACUGCGACAUAACCUCGCCAAACGCUGCCCAUAGGUCACGGCCAACCCCUCGUCGCCAUACUUCACCACUUGGUCUAAGGUGUUGGAAAAGUGGUAACAUUCGCCUGUCCGUCGCUCCACUUGCGCCUCGCCGAGUGUAGCACUGCACUGUUACUCGUCCCCGAAAUCGGAAUAGUUGCUGCCUGCGAGCUACUCAACCUCAAGAUGCAGUCGAUGCAGAGACAAUUCGGCAAGCUCAUGAAUAAGGGCCCCGGAGACAAUGCCAAAAUUGCUGCCGUCUUACACGACUACGAAGAUGCAGACAAACUGCUAGUCAAGAUUAUCGAGAAUACCAAGACUCUCCGUGAAGCAUGGGUCACCAUGGCCACUAGCCAGUGGGCCAUGGUAAAGGAGUACGAGGGCUUGUACGACCCAAUUGUUGGAGCCUCGGAGGGACAUGGCCGCCCCAGCGUUACAACUCCUCAGCUGCAGCUCGAUCGCACUUUCAAGCUUAGCGGCGCCUACUCUGACCUCAAGGACGAACUGACCGAAGAAGUGACGGCCAUCGAUAAGCAGGUCAUUGGCCCUGCUACCGAGGCCCAUGAGUACAUUCAGCCCCUUCGCAAGACUAUCAAGCAGCGGGAGAACAAGAGGUUGGACUAUGAGAAGGCUCAGGAAAAGGUCAAGAAGCUCCAGAAGAAGCCCGGCAAGACGCCCAAGGAAGAUGCUGCCCUGUCAAAGGCCGAGUUCGAGAUGACUUGCGCGUCCGAGGAGUUCCAAGUUGCCGACGGUCACAUCAGGGAAGCUUUGCCUCCGAUCAUCGAAGCUAUUUUCACAUUGAUUCCUCAUAUUCUAGCCUCUCACGUUACGAUCCAAAAUAGGCUUCUCGGGCUGUAUUACACUGUACUUCACAACUACUGCGAAGAUCACGACUUUCCUUCUCCCCCACCCCCGAUGGACAGCGUGAUAUCAACCUGGGCAGCAUCUUUUGUACCGAUUCAGAAGGAGGUGGAGGCUAUCAGUUGCAUAGCACAUGGCAAGAACUGGAGGCAACCAGUAAGGGUAGGGGAUGACGGCCAGGGCCGAAAGACAUCAACAUCGUCACGGAACGGCUUGGGUCGGACGCCUUCGGGCAUGAACGAGGGCGCAACACCGACCCCUCGGACCAUGCGAAUUCCCUCAAACAACGGAGGGAGCCGUCCAUCCAUGGCUCGGGAGCCCUCCCCUCAGCCUAGCCCGCAGUCAAGUAGCACGAAUGUCUCGCGGUCUCAGCUCGGAUUGCCAACCGACUUCACUACCGCCACGUCUCUUGGACAGACCCAGGGUUCACCUAACGUGUCGCCGUCAUACUCACGUACCCAGUCCGAAUAUUUUGGUCACCAGUCGGGGCUCAUCCCGGGUCAGGGGAGUCUGGCAGGGAAGAAGAAACCACCACCGCCGCCCCCAGCCAAGCGCUUCAAAGCGCCGGAAGAAUUUGUCGUCGCCCAAUAUGACUUCGCAGGGAGUGACGGAGAUCUGAGUUUCAACGAGGGAGACAUGAUCAAAAUCAUCAAAAAGACAGACACGGAUCAGGAUUGGUGGGUAGGCGAGAUAGGUGGCGUACGGGGCAGUUUCCCUGCCAACUACUGUAAAGCUGCUUGAUGCCCGAGAGUGUGUUUCGAACUCUUCACAUAUCCGCGAGAAUGAUAUCGUUCAAACAUAUCGGCAAGAAGCAUUCAUGAGGUACCCAUCAAAUGUGAAGGUGGAAGUAGUAUCUUGUUCAUUUUGUCCUUCCUCCCCAUGUAGUCUAUCCGCCGCCCUCUCUGUCUAAUCUUGAGCGAAAGCCGAAGCUGAGGAGUGGGGGAAAAAAAUAACACCGAUGCGAAGAUGGCCCGCACGAAUCUAAUCCCGUAACGAGUGUAGAGAUAACGCCGCAAUCCAUGCAUGCAUUACAGAUGGCUGGUCCGGCUUCAGACACAUCCUCCGCCGGCAAAACCAAACUGUACUGUUCCCCCAAUCCUAAAUAGAGAAAAAAAAAACAAGCUUUGCUGUAAUAACCAGAGGGUAUCAUAACCAUGAACGAUCGUCUUGACCUUGCCGACUCCAUUCCGUUUGUCUGUUUUGUGCUGCGUAUCUUCCUCCCCCUUGCCUUCAGCCGUCGUCAUACUGAGAUGAUGUGGCCCCAGAUGAACCACGCCACCGUAGCUUCGAUCGACGAAUACUGGCAUCUUUUUUUCUUUUCUUUUUUUUUUGCCACUUUAGAAAACUUGCGGACCCGCUUCCACCGCCGGCGAAGUUGCUCCCUCACGGCGGAUACGGUCUUCCUCGGCCCGCAACACGCGGGCAAUCUCAUCAUUGCGACCCCGAUCGAGAUAUCCACUCUGCCCUAAUCCUCCUUCCAGAUCCAUCGGCGUCACGGGUCCCGGGCUUCCCAGUGGCAAAAGCCUCGGUGAGAUGGGUUUGUGGACGCCGGUGCUUCCGAUAUGGUGUAAGCUCGUCAAGGGUACCCCAUUCAAGGUAAUAGUGGAGCUGGGAACCGCCGCGGUGACUUGACCUGGUGAACUUCCAAGCACUUCGCUCGCCGCUAGUCUUGCCUGGGCGAUCAUGUCUCGUUGAUAUUGUUGUAGUUUGCGGCGGACCUCGGAGUCUUGUCGUGAGGAUGACCUGAAGGCCUCGCGUGUGGGAAUGUGGCCUUCUGAUCGUGUUGACGAUACACGGCUCGGGGGUCCAGAAGGUCCUAUGCGGCCGUCUUGACUGCUGUUUCGCUCGUAGUUCGAAGGGUAGUACUUGCCCAUUGGCAAGGAUGUAUCGUGAACACCACUAGGGAUGUAUGAGGUAACGGGUGUGUUGACGGCGGAUGAACCUGAAGGGUCGGCAGCGCUCAUGGGAGAGAGAUGGAUUGAUGGUGCCAUGGCUGCAGAUCGGGAAGCGCCACGGAGGUCGGCUUGAAGGGAGGAGUCGACAGUGAGAGAAGCGGCCUUGUGUCUAGGCAAUCGACCCUCGGUUUUGGUUGAUUGAGGAUGAAGGCGAGAGGUAGAGCCCUUGGGAUCUUCGUGGAACGAAAAGUAACCACUGUGAUUUCAGUGUUAGCACACGGCACCGUACCACCAAAGUGCAGUGAUUCCGACAAACAGUUGAGUGGGAGAAUAGAGAUUUAAGGUUGGCUUAUUCGGGAAAGACGUUAAGGUGGCGGCGGGAAAGAAAACUAGGACUCACCCAGAGAGGUCGCCACGGGCUGACAAAGGAUCGGGAGGUGUGGGCGUGCAGGCAGGAGCCGAGUUUAUCUUUCGAAGAGUACUAGUCGUAGGAGACGGGUCAAGAGGAAUUGAGCGAGUUCGAUUGUAUCGUGCAGAUUGAAGAGCAGAUAGGUCGAGAAGGCAUGGUGCGGACGAUUCGCCUAUUAAGAAGAGCCAAAAGGCGGAUUAGUCUCGAGGGUAUCCUCUUGAGAACCUAAGCAAGGAACAUGGAUGUGUAAAAUUCCGAUCAAGCGUCUUGGGCCCAAAAGGAAAAGAAGAAAAAAAUAACUGCGUAAGAGAAAGGAAAAUACACUAUGUGCAUGACGCAACUGUAAGGGUCCCUGGUGGCCAUGCGAGACGGGAACGAACUUUCUGGGAGAGGUGAGAAAA
This is a messenger RNA of Colletotrichum scovillei, 3945 nucleotides long. Its product is annotated as SH3 domain-containing protein. NCBI's taxonomy places the organism in Eukaryota, Fungi, Ascomycota, Sordariomycetes, Glomerellales, Glomerellaceae. The record is from RefSeq and is a predicted model, not a curated record. The transcript is spliced from 3 exons. Gene Ontology annotation, biological process: endocytosis; plasma membrane tubulation; actin cortical patch localization. Gene Ontology annotation, cellular component: medial cortex; mating projection tip; actin cortical patch. Gene Ontology annotation, molecular function: protein binding; lipid binding. Bases 566 to 1981 code for a protein of 471 amino acids.